Trichophyton benhamiae CBS 112371 is the source of this 687-nucleotide messenger RNA. RefSeq lists its product as uncharacterized. Gene Ontology annotation, cellular component: cytoplasm. The record is from RefSeq and is a predicted model, not a curated record. Lineage: Eukaryota; Fungi; Ascomycota; Eurotiomycetes; Onygenales; Arthrodermataceae. Bases 1 to 687 code for a protein of 228 amino acids. The transcript has a single exon.
AUGAAGCUGCUCUACCAGACUCACUCGCCCUACGCCCGCAAAGUGCUGGUCUUCGCCCACGAAGCCGGCCUCGCAGCAGACAUCCAGGUGGUCCAUCAGGAAACAAGCCCCAUGCGGGCCAACGCUGAAGUCUACGCCCAGAAUCCCCUUGGAAAAGUGCCAGUUCUGCUUCGUGGAGAGGCAGACCAAGCAGACCAAGCAGACCAUCCAAGCCCAGAGGCAACUUCUGCCCUGUUCGACUCCAAUGUCAUCUGCGAGUACCUUGAUACCCGCCACCAGGGACGCCCUCUGAUCCCUCGCGAGGGUGAGGCCAGGUGGCAGGCCCUGCGCAUCCAGGCCGUGGCCAGCGGUCUAGCGGAUGUCGGCAUUGCCGUCCGCUGGGAGACGACCAGACGGCCCGAGGAGCUGCGCUACCCAGAACUGAGCGCCAACCUGGCCCGCAAGCUGGUCGAGAGCUUCGACUGGCUGGAGCGGGAGCUGGACGACGACGACGACAACAACAACAACAACGGUGCAGCAGUGCAUGUUGGCCAUAUUGCUCUGGCGACGGCGCUGAGCUGGCUGCUGUUUCGCGGCGUCGGGGAGGACUUUCGACAGGGCAGGCCGCGCCUGGCUGCCUGGUUCGAGCGAUUUGAGAGCAGGCCGUCGAUGAAGGCGACGCCGUUGUCCGGAGAGACGCACGACUGA